CUCGCUCUCAACGGGGUGGUCUCUCAAACCCUAACUUUUGAUUACGCUUUCAUUUUGCGAUUCCGAUUCCACGCCUCUUUAUUUUGGCGGCGCGUGGGCAUGUUUUAGUGGCUCGUGGUGGUCACGCCUUGUGUGAUUAAUGGUUUUUAGUUCACCUGCAUUGGAUAAUCGUUGCCGGAACUCUGCCGGGAGCUGGUCGGGCUGCCCCGAGCUCCUUCCUACAUGGCUUCUGCCGUCUCAGCCAAUCGGAACGAAUCUGAUUGGACGCAGCCGAGAGGUGGCGCUAAAUUCAUAGGAAAAAUCGAUUUCUCUAACCCUAACCCUAAAUGCUCUAAGAGGAAACAAUUCCAAGCAGCACCUGUAGUUGACAUCGAUGAAUCGCCACCCGUUACUCAAUCCGUUACAUCUGAUAACGCUUCUUCCAUAAAUCGGAGGCCGGGCGUUGUCAAUUCCGGUGGAUACGUCACUUUCAACGUAGCCUCGUAUUCGAAGAAGGAACUCACCGAGCUCAAAAGCCGCCUGCUCUCGGAUCUCGAGCAGAUUCGGCAGCUGAAAAACCGCAUCGAAGACAACGAUUUCCUUAUCAGAUCCAGCUCAAACGUUUUGCCCCGAAAAAAAUCUGCAAACAAAAAUAUUUCCGGCAACAAGCGUCCCUUGCCGUCUAGCUUCGGAAAUGAUAUUAAGAAAUCGACUCCAAAUCCGAAGAUUGCUCCAUUGAUGAAGGGUUGUGGCCAAAUUUUGUCAAAGUUGAUGAAGACCAAGCAUGGCUACCUCUUCAACAACCCCGUCGACGUGGUAGGGCUGGGUCUUCACGAUUACCAUGGCAUUAUAAAGCACCCGAUGGAUCUAGGGACCGUGAAGUUAAAGCUGGGUCAGAACUCGUACGAAUCCCCUCUCGAUUUUGCUGCUGACGUGAGGCUGACCUUCAACAAUGCGAUGACAUACAACCCUAAGGGCCACGAUGUGUAUGUAAUUGCCGAUCAGCUUCUGGGGAGAUUUGAGGAGUUGAUUCGUCCGCUUAAUGUGAAAUUGGGUGAUAAGAAGCGGCAACAGCGGGAUUACCAUGAAGAGUUUCGGUCAUCUUCUUGUAAUCGUAGUGAGCCAGAGAAGGUGAGAGAAAAUAGAGACGACAAUGCUGCUCAAAAAGCUUCUCCUGAGCUACAAAUUAGGAAUCCACAGAGCCUGUCAAACCCAAAUCCGAAUGAGAAUGCACAAUCGACUAUGCAGAUGCCUGAGAGGAUUUCAUCUCCGAUGCGGGCUCCACCUGUUAAGCCGGUGAAGCAGGCCAAGCCAAAGGCAAAGGACCCGAACAAGAGGGAAAUGAGCAUGGAAGAAAAGCACAAGCUGGGUCUUGGGUUGCAGAGUUUGCCGCCGGAGAAGAUGGAACAGGUUGUUCAGAUUAUAAGAAAGAGGAAUGGGCAUUUGACGCAGGACGGUGAUGAGAUUGAGCUCGAUAUUGAGGCUAUGGACACAGAGACUCUUUGGGAGCUUGAUCGGUUUGUGACCUAUUAUAAGAAGAUGGUUAGCAAGAUUAAACGGCAAGCUCUAAUGGGUAUCAUUGUACCUGCCAAUGAAGUCCACGAGGAGGAUGUACCUGCAAAUGAGAGGAUUGAAGUUGCAGCAGAGGCUAAGAAGCCGAAGAAAGGGGAUGCAGCUGGGGAUGAAGAUGUGGACAUUGGUGAUGAGAUGCCAAUGAGCAACUUCCCACCAGUGGAGAUUGAGAAAGACAAUGGCCAUGCCAGCAGUGAUUCAAGCAGCUCCAGCAGUUCAAGCAGUGAUUCAUCCUCAUCAAGUGAUUCAGAUUCAGGGAGCUCAUCAGGGAGCGAUUCUGAUGAUGCACAAUCUUGACAUUUCAGAUUGUGAAGAAUGAGGAAUGAGGUUGAGGGACGCUUCGAAGUUUGGGUGAUAUGUAUGAGGAAGUGUGUGUGUAUUCUUGUGCUGAACUGCGUUUGGAGGAAUUGGUUGAUGGUUUUGUGGCUGGAAGUGUGGUUGAAUUGUUGCUUUAUGUUGGAGAGGAAGGCUUGGAAAGCUAAGGGAAGAAGCCCCGGUGUGUGUUUUCUUGUGCUGAACUGGCUUUGGAGGAGUUGGUUGAUGGCUUUGUGGCUGGAAGUGUGGUUGAAUUGUUGCUUUAUGUGGGAGAGCAAGGCUUGGAAAGCCGAGGGAAGAAGUCCCCGGUAGGUUUUAGACUUGAGAGAUAGUAGGGAAAAUUAGUGAACAGAGUUGGUUAAGUAGUCAGAGAGAAUUAGAAGGCAUGAAAUACUUUGUACACAUUACAACACCUAUAAUACAUGAGUUUCAUCUCUGCAUUGUGAAA
Messenger RNA from Tripterygium wilfordii, 2314 nucleotides. Its product is annotated as transcription factor GTE7-like. Gene Ontology annotation, molecular function: protein binding. The record is from RefSeq and is a predicted model, not a curated record. NCBI's taxonomy places the organism in Eukaryota, Viridiplantae, Streptophyta, Magnoliopsida, Celastrales, Celastraceae. The transcript has 4 exons. Bases 223 to 1848 code for a protein of 541 amino acids.